Exaiptasia diaphana is the source of this 487-nucleotide messenger RNA. RefSeq names its product transmembrane protein 258. Bases 93 to 341 code for a protein of 82 amino acids. Gene Ontology annotation, biological process: protein N-linked glycosylation. The transcript has 3 exons. Lineage: Eukaryota; Metazoa; Cnidaria; Anthozoa; Actiniaria; Aiptasiidae. Gene Ontology annotation, cellular component: membrane-bounded organelle. The record is from RefSeq and is a predicted model, not a curated record.
ACUGAGGUUAAUUGAGCCGACGCUACGCCACGAAUGAUUUGUCAGCGGUAAUUUCUUUCUCUCCAUAGCUCUUUGUUUAUAUUUUGUCCAAGAUGGAGGACGUUCUGGUUGAGUCGAUGAAUCGCUAUGCAAGUCCUAUUAAUCCAGCUGUAUUUCCACAUCUAACGAUAGUAUUGCUGGCUAUUGGGAUAUUCUUUAUGGCAUGGUUCUUCGUUUAUGAAGUAACAUCCACAAAAUACACCAGAGACAUCUACAAAGAACUCCUCGUUGCACUUGUUGCUUCYCUCUUCAUGGGUUUUGGUGUUCUUUUUCUGCUUCUCUGGGUUGGAAUAUAUGUAUGACAUCUCCAUUUACAUCACAUUUUUUAAUGGCAAAUACAACAACAACAGCAAGAAUGAUGUGAAGAGCAAAGUAUAAACAAAAUAACUAUAAUUCUUGUACAAUUUGUUAGYAAAUUAAUGUAUUAAUAAAAAGUUUUAAUAUUCAG